GAUUUUUAUUAAGAAAACACCUAAAGAGAAAAACCUCCCAAAAAAACCCUCUAAAAAACUUUGUUCUUCACAAAUUAACAACUCCUUUGUAAUUCUUUCUGUAAUCCGAUAAUGAAUACAUGUAAAACAACCCCAAAAAUCAAGACAACGAUAAAGGACUACAUUUUGAGAGAAAAAAUCAGUGAAAACCCAUUAUCCACUGUUUGGAGAGCUAAUAAUCUGAAUUACCCUGACACUCCAGAUGUUGUUUUGAAGAAAAUCAACCUUCUUAUGUUAACCCCAAAACUCAAAUCUUCCCUUGAUUGUGAGAUUAACUUCUUAUCCACUGUUAAUCAUCCUAACAUCAUUCGUCUUCUUGAUUUCUUCCAGGUUGAAGGUUGUUUUUAUUUGGUUUUUGAGUUUUGUAAUAGAGGUGAUCUGGCUACUUAUAUUUGUCGCUGUGGUAGAGUUCAAGAGCAAAUUGCGAGAGAGUUUAUGUGUCAACUAGGGGCUGGUUUGAAUAUACUGCGAAGCUAUCAAAUUGUCCAUCGAGAUUUGAAGCCAGAGAACAUUCUAUUAUCCAGUUCUGACAGUGGUUUGGUACUAAAGAUUGCUGAUUUUGGCCUUUCAAGAUUUUUGAAUUCGGGGGAUUAUGCUGAAACUGUUUGCGGCUCACCAUUGUAUAUGGCCCCAGAAAUGCUGGGAUUUCAAAGAUAUGAUUAUAAAGUUGACAUGUGGAGCAUCGGGGCAAUCUUUUUUGAACUUUUAAAUGGUUAUCCCCCUUUCUACGGCAGGACUAAUGUUCAGCUCUUGAAGAACAUCAAGACUUCUAUAGGCCUUCCUUUUUUGCAGCUUGUCCUACAAAAAAUACAUCCAGACUGCUUCGACAUGUGUUCUAGGCUGUUGUGUGUAAAUCCAGCUGACAGGUUGUCAUUUGAAGAAUUUUACCGCCAUUGUUUCUUCAUGCAAACAAAUGAGAGGCUAUGACUUAACUCAUCGAAGUAUUCUCAACAUUCUCUCUAAGGUUAAUUUGGUUGGUCUCCAAGUCUUAUCCUUGUUUCGCCAUGCUAUUCCUUUCUCUUCUGCUUUCCGUUACCUAUACUUGCUGAAACUUGUUCGGGGUUGCGUAAGCCUGCAGAUAACCAAUCUGUAAUUUUUUGUAGAUAAUCAAAGCCACAAGUGAUUUCCAAUGUUUCAGGCUGAAGUGAAAACUGGGAUAGUGGCUUUGAUGCAAAAAUGUUCUAUCUUCUGUUAAAAGUGAACUAUAUGAUGCCUUGAAUGUAAGAGUUGAAGAUAGAAGUAAAUAUCUGAAGCGGUUUUCCAGAAACUGUCUUGUGUAUAUCAGGAUGAUGAAAUUGAAGGCUGGACAUAAAAGAAGAGCAGAGGUUGUGUUCUUCUCACUUGAAUAAGUCUGAGCAAUCUGAUGUUCCUCCUAAUCUUCUAUCUGUAUGUGGCAUGCGUGUAUUUGAAUCGAAAUUGGCUUGGUCGUUCUUGUAAGUUAGUCGUCCGAUGUUCCUCCUAAUUUUGUAGGAUUAUAUGCUUGCUCACCCACGGAAGUUGAUGCAAGGUUACUGUUGGUAAGGGGGUGUUUGAACUUUGAAGGUACCAAUGGCUUCUCUUUGUAAUGUGAUGGAUAUAUCCAUAUAUAUAUAUAUCUUUCUUUUGGUAGA
Beta vulgaris subsp. vulgaris (sugar beet) is the source of this 1649-nucleotide messenger RNA. Its product is annotated as serine/threonine-protein kinase ATG1t. The transcript is spliced from 8 exons. The record is from RefSeq and is a predicted model, not a curated record. Gene Ontology annotation, molecular function: protein serine/threonine kinase activity; ATP binding. Gene Ontology annotation, biological process: autophagosome organization; protein autophosphorylation; peptidyl-serine phosphorylation. The coding region runs from base 112 to 966 and encodes 284 amino acids. Lineage: Eukaryota; Viridiplantae; Streptophyta; Magnoliopsida; Caryophyllales; Amaranthaceae. Gene Ontology annotation, cellular component: cytoplasm; autophagosome.